CACUUCAUCGCCUGACGUAACGUAACAAUCCAACAUCCGUCUUCCACAUCUCAAGCGAAAUAAUCAGUCAAAUUCGAAAUCUAUCAAAUUCUCAGAGCAAUCAUCACAGCUAAAAAAGAUCCAGAAUGAUUGACCAUCGAAUCUUCGAGGACCUUCAAUCGAAGAUCGAUGAAGAAACCGCCGUCCGCGAUGAACUUCAUGAUAUCGUGCAGACGCUUGCACAAAAAGGACGAUCCACGCAAGCUAUUCUCUCGCGUGCGCACUCGACGCCUGCUGAUCAGUUGAAACCCGUUCUCGACGACGUGACCAGGACAAUCUUGGCCCAGAGAGAUGAGGUUUCGCGGCUGAAGUCUGUGGCGGAUAAGCAUCCUUUUUACAAGUAUAAUGGGGUGUGGACGCGGGAGCUUCAGAAUCUGGUCUCGUCGAUUGAGCUAUGCGCCUGGUUGGGCGGUCUGCAGGAGUACAAGUCAGCCCCUUCGGCCUCGUUUCUGACCAUUGAAGAGGUGGGCAGGUUUCUGGGCGUGCCCGUCAACCUGAAGGAGGAAGAUGCGUUCCAUUUGACCAUCGAGGAGUAUCUGCUUGCGUUGAUCGCCAUGGUGGAAGAGCUGUCUCGCCUUGCCGUCAACUCUGUCACGCUGGGUGAUUACACCCGGCCCAUGCAAAUCAGCAACUUCAUCAAGGAGCUGUUCGCCGGCUUUCAGUUAUUGAAUCUCAAGAACGACAUCCUGCGGAAGAAGAGUGAUGGCAUCAAAUACAGUGUCAAAAAGGUGGAAGACGUUGUCUACGAUUUGUCGUUGCGUAAUUUGAUCCCCAAGAAUGGUCCUACUGCUUGAUUACACUGUCGACAUGGACGUAUUCGCGUCGACAAAACAUUCAGAAGAGCUCAAUACAAUCUGGUAUGUAUGAAUAAAUGCUGCAAGUAAGAUUAUAGCAAU
Messenger RNA from Aspergillus saccharolyticus JOP 1030-1, 935 nucleotides. RefSeq names its product translin. The record is from RefSeq and is a predicted model, not a curated record. Gene Ontology annotation, biological process: RNA metabolic process. Lineage: Eukaryota; Fungi; Ascomycota; Eurotiomycetes; Eurotiales; Aspergillaceae. Gene Ontology annotation, cellular component: nucleus; cytoplasm. The transcript has 8 exons. Bases 126 to 833 code for a protein of 235 amino acids. Gene Ontology annotation, molecular function: RNA binding; single-stranded DNA binding; sequence-specific DNA binding.